Hemicordylus capensis (graceful crag lizard) is the source of this 3915-nucleotide messenger RNA. RefSeq names its product EvC ciliary complex subunit 1 (gene EVC). The record is from RefSeq and is a predicted model, not a curated record. The coding region runs from base 540 to 3152 and encodes 870 amino acids. Gene Ontology annotation, biological process: smoothened signaling pathway. The transcript has 18 exons. NCBI's taxonomy places the organism in Eukaryota, Metazoa, Chordata, Lepidosauria, Squamata, Cordylidae.
GCGCUGCCUUUCGACCACUCCGAACGGACCCCGUCCAGGCUCUGAGCAAAAGAUCCGGGGAGGAGUCGGCCCAAAUCCACCGAGACGGGUGGUCCAAAGCUUCAAGAAAGGCGCCCGAUUGGCUUAGCUCGACUUUCCAGCCGAGAUCCGGCUCCAGUUGCAGACGAAGCCCAGCCCACCAUGGACGGAGAGAGAUGAGGGAGGAGAUUGGGGGGGAUCGGAGUGGGACGCCUCUGCUGCUGAAGCUUCUGAGUCUGGACGAGCAGCUUUGCCUCCUUUAGGCGCGACAAGGCGAGGGGAUCCCUCCCGGGAGACUCCAACGUCCUCCCGCGUAUCAGCUGGCGCUGGAGCUUUCCGAGGAAACUUUUCCUAAUGGCGCCCCCAAAGUUAGUUCGUGCUUUAUCAGGCCAGCCUAGCGCUGUAGUCCUCCUGGACAGGGUUAGCAGGGAUUAAGCGCCGUCCUAGCAAGACUGGUUGCUGAGUAAACAUGCCCAGGGUUGUACCCUGAGUUCCUUUCUCCUCCACCCGGGUCUGCUGCCAUGUCUGCUGCUGCCGGGUCGUCAUCACCGACGGGCCCCUGUUUCCAAGAAGUCGGGCUGCAGCUCCUGGCGCAUCUUUACCAACUAUCGCCCGGCUUGCUGGCUCUGGCGGUGGUGCUGGGGAUCGGACUGGGGAUCGGGGCGGCAGCCGUGCUGUGGCUUUGCGGAAUCGGACGUCGUCUGAUCCAGCCAAAGAAGGACGAUUCCCAAAGGCUGGUGGAAGGUGAUCACUCUGAUACACAGGAACAUCUUCAUGAAGAUCAUCCCUUACCAGAAAAGAAGGAAACAGAAACUUGGACAGCUGCAGAAGUGGAUAGCCAGCCUCCUUGGGAUACUUCCAUUGCAGAAUUCGCCCUGAAAGCAAAGGUCAUCUAUCCAAUCAAUCAAAAAUUCAGGCCCCUGGCAGAUGGCUCAUCCAAUCCCUCACUGCACGAGAAUCCCAAACAGGCUGUUCUGCCUAAUCAGAUCCUGGACGUGUCUUCUUCAAGCAGCCUUGGGUCCCUUAGUCAGAGAGAGAAAGAGGAUUGUGCUUCAUCCACUACAAUACAUUCUGCAGCAAGUGAUGACCGAUACCAGGAUCAGACUUUCCUCAAAGUGGCAUCUUUCCCUGAAGUACUGACCUGUGAUAUAUUUGAUGUAAAGAUGUGUUUGUACAGCCUCUUUUUGAAAAAUCUCCAUCUUCUGGAUGCAGAACAAAGGAAAGAAAAAUAUGUGGCAGUUCUUCAUAUUUUCAGAACGUAUGUAGCAAAUUUGCAUCUUAAAAAGAAAAUUCCAGAAAAUUUGUAUGAAAAUAUCCUUCAUAAACAAGAAAUGGCAUUUGAGGAACUGCAAAACCAGCUCCGAUCCAGACUUCUGAACACUGAGAUGUCAGGAACUCAUGAGUCAGAGUAUCAGACCUUGGAUGACUUGGAAAGGAAAGAAAGAGACUAUUCUGAUCACAUCCUAGAUAAUAUGGAAGCUUUCUGGAAACACACCAACCAAGCCUUGCUUUUUUUCCUGGACCAAUCAAAGUGCUCAAGGGCAAAAGCAAAUAAAAUCAUGCUGAGCCUGACUGAGAAAAUGAUUUGGGUGGAGGAGUUACUGAAGAAAUUUCAGGAUUUGCAGACCAUGGCCAUCCAAGAAAGAAUGUUUAACUGGGAGCAACUGGUGAAAAUUAUCAAUAUGUUGAGAAAACAGAUACAGGAAGAAAGUAAAUGCAGACUCAAAGCUGUAUCAAAUAUACUGGAUCAGUUAACUAAAAAGGACAACCUCACUGUGAAACAAAGGGAGAAGCUUUUAACAGGCAUCCAUAAAGUAUUUUGGGAACAUGUGGAACAUUAUGAAGAUGAAUGCAUUCAGCUAGGUAAAGAUCUAAUCCAAAAAUACCUUAUGAGUCACACAAAGAAAAUAGAAUGCCUUAAAGAACUUCAGGAAGAUGAGCAAAGAGACCUCCUCAGCAAAAGCAAGCAACUGGAAAGCCUUGAUGAAUUUUUGAAGGCAUAUCAUGAAAUGACAAAAUGCCAGAGAAAAGCACGAUGUAACCUGGAAGAAGAGAGUGAUUGUGAAAUUUGUGAGGCUCUGGCAGAUGUCUAUAAGAAGCUGUAUUCUAGAUAUUCCCAAACUCUGGAGGACUUGGUGGUUCAGCUGUUUCUUCAGACCCUUCCUGUUGUAACUGGGUUGCCACUAAGAGAAUGUGAGCUUCUGAAAGAUGAAUUGCAAGAAGAGCUGGCCCUGCAGUUAGAAGAAUCAGAGAGGUGCAAACAAAAGCAUUGGACUUUCUUCCAAGAACAACUACAACAAGAACAGGAGCUAUGGAUGAAAGAGCACGCCUUCUCUGCAGUGAUGCAAAAUCAUUUGACAGAAACAAAUGAGAAGAGUAUCCAAUGUGUGUUGAACAGAUUAGGCGGGCUCAGCAAGGAGUCUUCCAAAUAUAUAUCACAGAAACACAAACUCUUGCUAAGCUCAGUCCUGAGAAGGCUAGCUCUCCGACAGGUUAUUAUGAGUGUGUUGGCUCAAAUAAGAAUAUCCCGGAAAAGAAGCUUUGUUUUGGAGCUGAAAGAGCAGCACCGACUCCAACAGAGUUCUUCCCACUGCUUUGAUGAACAUCAGUGGAAGCAGCUGAAAGAAAUGGAGUCACACAUUGCAGAAGAGGAAGAAAAGCUGGAGAAUGAGAUGCGAGAGACAAGGCUAGAAUUUCACCAGCAAUUAGUUGCAGAAACCCAAGAGAGUCUUCAGUUUCUACAGCAACACAUGGAACAAGCACUUGGCUGUGCCUUGCUCCAUCAUGCCCGGCAAGAGGCUGCAAAACAUAAUACGGAUGGAAGAGAAGACUUCAAGGAGAUACUGAAAGAAGCUGUUGUGGAGAGCGUAUACAUCACCAACACUGGACUUCGCCGGCUGCUGCAAAGUUACUGCGUGCAGCUAGCAAAAAUCCAAGAAAGUCACGAAGAUGCAGAACUGAAAAUAUUUCAGGCAGAAAGGACUGAAUGCAAUAGAUAUCAAAGAAGACAAGAUGAUGAGCAAAGAGACCAUCAAGGCACUCUGAAUUCUUCAGCUGCAGGCCAGGAAAGAAACAUUCUCCUUUGCAUCUGUCUCCUGGCAUCUGUCUCCUGGCCUGUCAUUGAAGGAAUGUGAGGCUUCCUGUAUCCCCCAAAUUUAACUGUCCUGGCAUUCUUUGCCCUGGCUUUAUUGUUUGCAUGAACAUCUUGGUAGAAGGGGCUUACAACCAGAGCAAUCGGUUCUUUUAAAGGGCUUAUCUUUUUCUUCUGCGGUAAGUGUGAGCUGGAAACUGCUGAUUUCUGAUAACAGGUUUUGUAUCAGGAUUAAACAUGCAUACUACUUCUUAGUUACUUUCUGGUAAACUCUGACUGUUGUUAAGAGACUGGGUAUAAAAUGGAAACAAGAGCAUUCAAUAUUACAUACAGGUAUCUGUCUCAAAUGCACCUGUGCUGAUCCAGAGGUUCCUUUAUAGUUUUAGGAGCUCUAGUGUGCUUAUAUGGGGGUCACACACAAGCAAGGGCUUCCCCUAAAUCUUCAGUAUCAAGAGCAGCUCUCUGCAAAACUCAUGUACAUACCUCACACCAGAUCUGAAACCUGUUCACUCAGCAGUUCUGUGUGUGCAUUAGAACAGUCAGGAACACCCACAGAGCUGUGGUUUGGAGCCCCUGUAUAUUUUUCUAUGCUCCCCAAACAAAAAAAAAAAUGCCUUAGGUACUCCCAGUGAGAAAUUGCACCAUAGAAGGUAAUGGCAUGAAAUGUCUGUCCACUUUGAAAGGCUUGUAUAAAUGGAGCUUUUUAUAAACUGCAUCAACUUGAGACUUGUACGCAUAAAUGGUUUUAUAAAUUGCAUCUUGAGACUUGUACUUGUCUGUGUCUUCUAAAGCCUCUUCUGCAUGAC